CGUAAUCAGUGAAUUGUUUAUGUACUGCUGUCAUUGAAGUGGUGGCGUGUUUUCGUUUUGUUUGUGUGUGGGGGGAGGAGUCGGAAGUGAGAAAGAAGAAUGGCUGCAGAUACCAGUCGGGAGAAAUAUUAUUUGGAGCUUUCACCGAAUCCGAUCCGUUUCGAAGCUGUGAGCAAAGUUACAAAUGUAUUUUUUGAUGAUUCCAAUAAACAGGUAUUUGCUGUAAGAUCUGGAGGAGUAACUGGGGUGGUUGUGAAAGGUCCAACAGAGGAGACAACAACAAGUUUUCGAAUGGAAGAUAAAGGACCUGUUAUUUCCAUCAAAUUCUCACCAAAUCAGCAAGUUUUGGCUAUACAACGCACAAAAACUUCAGUGGAAUUCAUCAACUUCCUGGGUGAAAUGGACUCAGUGGAAUAUUCCCAAAGUUGUAAAGGAAAGAAUACAACAAUCUUAGGUUUUGUCUGGACCUAUGUGAAUGAAAUAGUAUUUGUUACUGAUCAUGGUGUGGAGCUGUUUCAGGUUGUCCCAGAAAAGCAUACAUUGAAGGCCCUCAAAUCAUACAGUCUCAGUGUUAACUGGUUUGUGUACUGCCCACAAAGUUGUCUUGUUCUACUCUCUUCUGGAACACUAGGGAAUCAAGUACAACCUCUACAUUUUAAGCAAGGCAGUAUAAACAAACUCAACAAACUUGAGAUUGAGCUUCCUGUAAUUCCAAAACCACCAAAGUUAUGCCUUUUGGCAAGGGAUGUAAUAUUGGCUGUGCUGUAUGGACAACCAAGUAUUGUUGUUCUUCGUCAUCAACCUAGGGGUGUUGGCUCACCUGGCGCUGAAGUGGUUGUGUACACCAUUCAAAAGAUGCUGAUGGCAAAAAAGACUCACAUUCUGCGAUUGGAUAUGAGUGGGCGUUUUGCAAUUAACGUUGUUGAUAAUUUGAUUGUUGUUCAUCAUCAGGCAUCAAAGACAUCUAUGCUCUUUGACAUCAACAUGAAUGGAGAAUCAGAUGGCUUUGUGUCAUAUCAUCAGCCAGUAGCAAAUCCAAGGCCAAUUAAACCAUUCAGCCUCCGACUUCCACCUGCCACAACGACACAGGUUCUGAAUGAACCUGCACAAAUGAGCUGUGAUCUCUACUCUCCUAACUGGAUUUUGUUUCAGCCAAAUAUUGUAAUUGAUGCCAAAAUAGGGUGUCUAUGGUAUGUUGAACUUAAUCUGGAGCCACUGGUAGAGCUAAUACCUGACAGGUGUUUGCUUGUGGAUUUCCUCAUGCAGCGCAAAGAUUCCAAGUCAGUCAUCAUCCAAGUUUUACAAGAUAUUUUAAAACCCACAGAACAAAACCGUGCUUAUCUUGUAGUCAUAUCAGAGCUAUUUGAUCACUUGAAUGAUGUUUACUGGAGUUUUUUGGAAGUCGAAAUGCAGAGCCAGAUGGGAACCCCGGCAUCAACUGGUCUGAGUGUAAGUUCAGCCAAACCUACUGUCCCUGCAGUACCAAAGGCAUCUGUUGUCAUAGACCAGGCUGAUCUGUACACAAAUGUCUUUUCAAAAUAUGCUGACCACAGUAAGGAAGAAGAGACCAGAGGAGGUGGCAAAUUUGUGGUGUGGGUGUUGUUGGAGUACAUCCGUUCUCUGACAGAUUAUCACAUACCAGUGCAACACUAUCUUCAUGAACUAGUGAUUAAUUCAUUAGUUCACUAUAAGGCAUAUUACCAGUUGCAUCAGUUGCUGCAGUACCAUGUGGUAUCAGAUUCCAAACCACUGGCAUGCCUGUUGCUGUCACUGGAAAACCUAUACCCAGCUGCUCAUCAACUUGCACUGGAUAUGCUGAAGCGUCUUUCAACAGCCAAUGAAGAAAUAAUUGAGGUUCUUCUCUCAAAGCAGCAGAUAUUGUCAGCACUGAGGUUUGUACGAAGUGCGGGUGUUGCUGAUCAAGUCUCAUCUCGCAAAUUUCUUGAAGCUGCAAAAUCCUGUGGUGAUCCAGCAAUAUUUUAUGCUGUUUUCAAAUUUUUUGAAAGCAGAAAUCAAAGACUGAAAGGAAGUGCUUCAUUUGCUAAAGGUGAACAUUGUGAAGUAUAUGUCAAGCAUUUCCAAGCAUUAUUUGGAGAAUCAGCACUUGCUGCUGGUGACUUGUCAGCCUAUUAGUUAAUACAAAAAUGUAUAUUUUGUUAUUUGUUUACAUAAUAAAUGUUUAAAAUUUGA
Molecule: messenger RNA, 2190 nt
Organism: Schistocerca americana (American grasshopper)
Lineage: Eukaryota; Metazoa; Arthropoda; Insecta; Orthoptera; Acrididae
Gene: Bulli
Product: regulator of MON1-CCZ1 complex
Exons: 15
Coding region: 100-2133 (677 amino acids)
Biological process (GO): regulation of autophagy
Cellular component (GO): lysosomal membrane; late endosome membrane; Mon1-Ccz1 complex
Molecular function (GO): protein binding
Source: RefSeq, a predicted model, not a curated record